This is a messenger RNA of Hypomesus transpacificus, 1887 nucleotides long. Its product is annotated as protocadherin alpha-8-like. Gene Ontology annotation, molecular function: calcium ion binding. The record is from RefSeq and is a predicted model, not a curated record. The transcript is spliced from 2 exons. The coding region runs from base 370 to 1887 and encodes 505 amino acids. NCBI's taxonomy places the organism in Eukaryota, Metazoa, Chordata, Actinopteri, Osmeriformes, Osmeridae. Gene Ontology annotation, biological process: homophilic cell-cell adhesion. Gene Ontology annotation, cellular component: plasma membrane.
AAACUGUCCCCAAAUGCUUUCUUCAGACUGGACGCACAUAGGCCUUCUGAGCCUGACCGUGGUCCUUCAUCAGAGUUAGUGCUACAGAAGCCUUUAGACCGGGAAAAGCAGUCUGUGAUCAAGCUUAUUUUAACGGCAGUUGAUGGAGGAAAGCCUCCAAGAUCCGGUACGACUGAAAUUACUAUUAACGUGCUGGAUGCCAACGAUAACGCCCCUGUGUUUUCCACUGCUCUAUACAAAACUAAAGUCUCAGAGACUGCGCCGGUUGGCACUACGAUAUUGAGGAUUAACGCUACAGAUCUAGAUGACGGUCUAAACGCUGAAGUAAUUUAUUUGUUCAGCCAACAGGGCCAACGGGGAGCCUAUGACAUGUUUGCAAUAAAUCAGAGUACGGGAGAAAUAACGGUGGCAAGGCCGUUGGAUUUUGAAACGACCAGUGCCUACGAGAUCCGCGUAGAGGCCCUGGAUCGAGGCAGCACGCCUUUAGCCUCCCAUGCCAAGGUGCUGGUAGAGGUAAUAGAUGUAAAUGACAACGCUCCUGAAAUCAAACUGUCCUCUCUUUCAGAGAGCGUGAGAGAGGACGCCAAAAAGGGCACCGCGAUUGCACUGAUCACUGUUCUUGACAAGGACGGAGGUAGAAACGGUCACGUGCGUUGCACCAUAUCCGAAGGGACGCCGUUUCUGCUGGAGUCAUCUCAGGGCAAAUAUUACUCCCUCGUCCUUGAAGAUAUCCUCGACAGGGAAAUCCACUCCGAGUAUAAUGUCACUAUCAUAGCUACUGACGAUGGUAGUCCUCCCCUCUCCAGCACGAGCGUUUUUACUAUUCACGUUUCCGACGUUAAUGACAACGCGCCUCAGUUUCCGGAACCUAUAGUCAACUUGUACCUAAAAGAAAACAGCCCCACGGGAUCCUUGAUAUGUUCUCUGACCGCUUUAGAUCCGGACCAGGAGGCAAACGCUCAAAUAUCAUAUUCUUUAGGGCCUAUAACGACGGCUACACAGUCAUCUGUUGCUGUCAAUGUAAAUUCUUUAACUGGAGAAAUGUACAGUCUGCAGUCUUUUAACUUCGAGGAAACUAAGAGAUUCCAGUUCCAAGUUCAGGCCACAGACGGUGGUGUUCCUCCUCUGAGCAGUAACGUGACUGUGAACGUUUUUAUCCUGGAUGAGAAUGACAACACUCCUGUUAUUCUCCCGCCCUAUUCUGACCAAGGCUCUGUCAACUCUGAGAACAUUCCCUACUCUGCUGAAGCGGGCUACUUUGUGGCCAAGAUCAGGGCUGUAGACCUAGACUCUGGUUACAACGCGCUGCUCUCUUAUCACAUCUCUGAACCAAAGGGGCCAAAUCUGUUCAAAAUUGGAAGCAGCAAUGGAGAGAUCAGGACUAAGAGACGCAUGAGUGACAAUGACUUAAAAACUCACCCGCUGGUCAUAGUGGUGUCUGACAAUGGAGACCCUUCCCUGUCUGCCACUGUGUCUAUUGAUGUUGUGGUGGUUGAAAGUACAGGUGACAUGCAGACAACUUUCAGACAGCUACCAGUAAAGGAGGAGAGUUUCUCAGAUCUAAACCUGUAUCUGCUGAUCUCCAUAGCCUCAGUAUCAGUGAUAUUUCUACUGAGCCUCAUCAGUUUAAUAGCGGUAAAAUGCCACAAGACAGACGGCAGUUUCAGCAGGUACAGCGCCCCAAUGAUAACCACCCACCCUGACGGGAGCUGGUCUUACUCCAAAUCUACUCAGCAGUAUGACGUGUGUUUUAGCUCAGACACAAUGAAGAGUGACGUGGUGGUUUUCCCCACGUCGUUUCCACCUGGUGACGGGGAGCUGAUCAGUAUCAAUGGAGGAGACACUUUCAGUAGGACUCAAACUCUGCCCACCUGCGAAAAGGUGUAG